GUGCCAACUUAUUUCUUAUUUCUUUCUGAUUCACCUUCAGCCUUACAUUAAAAUUAUAAAAGAAUAAUGCGUUUUACUCGCACCCUUUUCCAAGCAGUUACCAAGCCUUCGACAGGCAUUGCAGGUCUCAAGGUUCACCGUAAUCCCCGUCCUCAUUUAAUUCAAACAUACAACAGCACUCUCGAAGUAUGCAGUCGUCUUCCUACCACAGCUGUUUAUCGACAAACAACUGAAGCAAUAACAAAACACAGAUUGGCUGUUGUAGAAUCAACAGAGAACAUUGAAGAAAUCGAAACCAAGAUCAACGUUGGCCAAAUUGAAGAAAUCAUCGAGCAAGCAGAGGAUGAGUUAGGACUUGCUAAGAAAGUAGAAGAAUGGAAGCCUUGGGAACCACUUGAGGUACCUAUUCCUCCCGGUCAAUGGGUAUACCCUAAGAAAGAGUAGAAAGAAUCUUCCUAUUUGAGAUGAAGCGUUUGGCAGCUUCAGUCAUCACCAGCUACAACAAUUUCGCACCAUAAUCCGCCGACGCAUAGUAUUUCUAUUCAAAUGUACACAGUUAUCCAUAGUCAAGCUCACUCUAUUUAUAUAUGUUUACUGUUGACCGUAAUAUAGAAACUGCCACCAACAUAAAAUCUCAUAUUGCUUCAAUUUCUAAAAGGGAGCUGCAAUAAAAGAAAUAUACUUUAUUUAUUUCAGUAGAAUGAUAAAAAUUUGGGCCAUUUCCUUUGUUGAAUGC
This is a messenger RNA of Mycotypha africana, 736 nucleotides long. Its product is annotated as ETC complex I subunit conserved region-domain-containing protein. The transcript is spliced from 2 exons. Bases 67 to 444 code for a protein of 125 amino acids. Gene Ontology annotation, biological process: respiratory electron transport chain. The record is from RefSeq and is a predicted model, not a curated record. NCBI's taxonomy places the organism in Eukaryota, Fungi, Mucoromycota, Mucoromycetes, Mucorales, Mycotyphaceae.